This is a messenger RNA of Spea bombifrons (plains spadefoot toad), 3821 nucleotides long. RefSeq names its product ATPase secretory pathway Ca2+ transporting 1 (gene ATP2C1). The coding region runs from base 177 to 2948 and encodes 923 amino acids. Lineage: Eukaryota; Metazoa; Chordata; Amphibia; Anura; Pelobatidae. Gene Ontology annotation, cellular component: Golgi membrane; plasma membrane; endoplasmic reticulum. The transcript is spliced from 28 exons. The record is from RefSeq and is a predicted model, not a curated record. Gene Ontology annotation, molecular function: ATP hydrolysis activity; ATP binding; P-type calcium transporter activity. Gene Ontology annotation, biological process: intracellular calcium ion homeostasis; manganese ion transport; calcium ion transmembrane transport.
GCGCAUGCGCAAUUGAUUCACGGGAACGCUUUCUGAACAGGAAGGGGAGACAGAUUAAAGAGCCAGAUGCGGCUCGAAAGCCGUGGAUUCACGUCUUAGACUGGGAAUCUUUCUUCACUGAUUCAUUUGUACAAGAUUGUUACAUCACUUGGUUCCAAACCAGGCUGCUUCAGUUUAUGCACAUGGAGAAAAAGGAUUCCCGAUUUGACCAAACGUCUGGCACUGAAAAUGAUACAAUGAUUCCUGUAUUGUCUUCGAAAAAAGCGAGUGAAUUACCAGUGAGCGAAGUUGCUUGGAUUCUUAAGGCUGAUCUUCAGAGCGGCUUAAACAAUGCAGAGGUUUGUCACAGACGAGCAUCCCAUGGCUGGAAUGAAUUUGAUAUCAGUGAAGACGAGCCGCUGUGGAAAAAGUAUAUUGCACAGUUUAAGAAUCCACUCCUUAUGCUCCUUCUGGCCUCGGCCGUAAUCAGCAUUUUAAUGCAUCAGUUUGAUGAUGCUGUCAGUAUCACCGUGGCAAUACUUAUUGUUGUGACCGUAGCCUUUGUCCAGGAAUAUCGUUCUGAAAAGUCUCUGGAGGAACUCAGCAAGCUUGUACCACCAGAAUGUCACUGUAUUCGAGAGGGGAGAAUGGAACACACUCUUGCAAGGGAGUUGGUUCCUGGGGACACUGUCUGCUUGAGUGUAGGAGACAGAGUCCCAGCUGACUUACGUCUGUUUGAGGCUAUGGACCUGUCUGUUGAUGAAUCCAGUUUAACAGGCGAGACUGCUCCUUGUGCCAAAUCGACAGCCCCUCAACCAGCUGGUACUAAUGGAGACCUAACGUCAAGAAGUAAUAUUGCCUUCAUGGGGACGCUGGUCAGAUGUGGCAAAGCAAAGGGAAUUGUCACUGGAACAGGAGAAAAUUCUGAAUUUGGAGAGGUUUUCAAAAUGAUGCAAGCUGAGGAGGCACCAAAGACACCCCUGCAGAAGAGCAUGGAUAUUCUUGGAAAACAGCUGUCCUUGUAUUCAUUUGGCAUUAUAGGUGUAAUCAUGUUGGUUGGCUGGCUGCAAGGCAAGCAUAUACUUGAUAUGUUCACAAUCGGUGUAAGCCUGGCUGUAGCAGCUAUCCCUGAAGGGCUUCCUAUUGUGGUUACGGUAACCCUGGCCCUAGGAGUGAUGAGAAUGGUGAAAAAACGGGCGAUCGUAAAGAAAUUACCUAUUGUGGAAACGCUUGGCUGCUGUAAUGUUAUCUGUUCUGACAAAACUGGAACGCUGACCAAGAAUGAAAUGACCGUCACCCACAUUUUCACGUCAGACGGACUCCAUGCAGAGGUGACUGGAGUCGGCUACAAUCGCUUUGGGGAAGUAAUCCAUGAUGGCGAUGUUAUUCAUGGGUUUUGCAAUCCAUCAAUAAGUAAGGUGGUUGAAGCGGGCUGUGUGUGCAAUGACGCUGAAAUAAGGAACACCACGUUAAUGGGGAAGCCCACCGAGGGAGCCCUAAUUGCUCUUGCCAUGAAGAUGGGACUGGAGGCCCUACGACGUGAUUAUAUCCGUAAGGCAGAGUACCCUUUCAGCUCGGAACAAAAAUGGAUGGCCGUCAGAUGUGUACACAGGACGCAGCAGGAUAAACCAGAGAUCUGCUUUAUGAAAGGCGCCUACGAGCAAGUUAUUCGAUAUUGCACCACGUACAAUAGCAAGGGGCAGACGUUGGCGCUCACUCAACAGCAGAGGGAGCUCUAUCAUCAGGAGACUGCAUAUAUGGGGACAGCAGGCCUUAGAGUUAUUGCUCUGGCUUCUGGUUCAGAACUGGGGCAGCUAACAUUCCUGGGCCUGGUGGGAAUGAUCGAUCCUCCGAGGACUGGUGUAAAGGAGGCAGUCACUGCACUCAUCCGCUCAGGAGUAGCCAUUAAAAUGAUCACAGGCGACUCACAGGAGACUGCGAUUGCCAUCGCUAGCCGACUAGGCUUCUAUUCCAAAGGAUUUCAGCCUCUGUCUGGAGAAGAAGUAGAUACACUGGACAUUCAGCAGCUCUCCCAAAUAGUGCCGAAGGUGUCUGUAUUUUACAGAGCAAGUCCCAGGCAUAAAUUAAAAAUUGUGAAGAGUCUACAGAACAUCGGUGCUGUUGUUGCCAUGACCGGUGACGGAGUGAAUGAUGCUGUGGCUCUCAAGGCUGCUGACAUUGGAGUUGCAAUGGGGAAAACCGGUACCGAUGUUUGUAAAGAAGCAGCUGACAUGAUUCUUGUGGAGGAUGAUUUUCAAACGAUCAUGUCAGCCAUUGAAGAAGGAAAAGGAAUCUACAACAACAUUAAAAAUUUUGUUCGCUUUCAGCUAAGCACGAGUAUAGCGGCGCUGACUCUAAUAUCCCUUGCAACUUUAAUGAAUUUCCCCAACCCACUCAAUGCCAUGCAGAUUUUGUGGAUUAAUAUCAUCAUGGAUGGCCCUCCAGCUCAAAGCCUUGGUGUAGAACCAGUUGACAACGAUGUGAUUAGGAAACCUCCAAGAAACCUGAAGGACAGUAUUCUGACUAAAAACUUGAUAAUCAAAAUCCUCAUCUCUUCGAUUAUCAUCGUUUGUGGGACCUUGUUUGUCUUCUGGAGAGAGCUGCGAGAUAAUCUUAUAACUCCCAGAGAUACGACAAUGACAUUUACCUGCUUUGUGUUUUUCGACAUGUUCAAUGCACUAAGUUCAAGAUCACAGACGAAAUCUGUCUUUGAGAUAGGACUGUGCAGCAACAAGAUGUUCUGUUACGCCGUGCUGGGCUCCAUAAUGGGACAGUUACUAGUCAUUUACUUCCCACCUCUUCAGAAGGUUUUUCAGACGGAGAGUCUGAGCAUUCAAGAUCUGCUGUUCUUGAUAGGACUUACAUCAUCUGUGUGGAUAGUGUCUGAAAUCAUAAAGAAGGUGGAAAGGAGGCAGGAGGGGUUCCAGAAAAACGACUCUUCUUCGUCCUCUUUGUUCCUCGAUGUAUGAUGCUUAUUGCGUUCUUUAACUGCAAAAGCUGAGAGUGGAAUUUGCAUAAAACUAUGAAGCACCGUGAAAACCCAAGAGACAGGGAGACUGCCAAGGGUUUUUCCUCCAAGAAUUAUGUCUCUGAAAAGAUCUGCAAGGGGCUUCCAAAAAGGGCAUCUCUAAAGUGGAUGGAAAUAUUCUAUUUUAGGGACAUGUGGACUUUGAACUCCAAAAAUCUCUUGGUUGUGAUGACUUCUAAAGGAACAAGAAUUAUUCUUGUUGGUAACAUGCCUUUUUUUUCUUUCCACCACAAUGUAGGUUUGACUCCUUUUUACAGCCAAACCACUUACAUUUUUUAUAUGUAUAUAAAUAUAUAUAUAAUUAUCUUCUGUCUGAUUGGUGGGGUUUUGUUACUGACAAGAGAGGGUUUUAUUUGCUCUUCAGUUUCAGAAAGCAUGGCUAAUAUGGCACGUGCAAUAUUUUUUGAUCAUAUUUAUUUUAUCGCUCAUACUGGACUGGAUACGUUACAUUUUUAAGUUUCUUCUAAUUUAAUGUAUGCUUCCUGAUCAGUGCCGUGUCGUUGCAUGUCCAUUUUGGUGCAUUGCAAACAAAAUAAGAAGCUCUGUACUUUUAGCAUCACAUAACUACUGUAGGAAUCAAGCUGUUCAGAUGGUAGGCUUUGUUCAGCACUGUCAUUUUUGUUUUUAAAACCAGACGAGUUUUCCCUUCUACUGCAACACGGUAAAGCGCGCCAACCUUCUCAAUGUGCUAGGACAAUAGCAAAGCUUUGGUUCCUUUGUUUAAUGGAUUUUCGUUUACUCCUCAUGUGACUUAAUGUUCUUAAAAUUUGUAAUAUUCUUAAAAAAAUAUAUAAUAAACCUAUCACUUUUGUGA